Messenger RNA from Brassica oleracea var. oleracea, 654 nucleotides. RefSeq lists its product as uncharacterized. Bases 181 to 513 code for a protein of 110 amino acids. NCBI's taxonomy places the organism in Eukaryota, Viridiplantae, Streptophyta, Magnoliopsida, Brassicales, Brassicaceae. The transcript is spliced from 3 exons. The record is from RefSeq and is a predicted model, not a curated record.
AUUCUUGGAAGCAGAACUCUUGUCAAACUCUGUGUUUACCUUUAUUGGGUUCAUAAGAAGAUCCUACUUUUACUCAGAUUUUUUCUCGAUCAUCAACGACAAUCUCUCUAUUAAACUCAGUUGCAUUCCAAAGCUUAGAAACAGUUCAAUAAAGUCAAGAACUCUGCCCUUUCUCACGAUAUGCAUCGCUUUAAGAACUCUCCAUGGCUAUCAGUGCCACAGUUUGGUGAUUGGGACCAGAAAGUAGGAGGAACUAUUCCUGAUUACUCCAUGGAUUUCACCAAGAUUCGAGAGAUGAGGAAACAGAACAAGAGAGACCCUUCUCGAGCCAGUCUUGGCAACGAGGAUGAACUCGUCAAGCCACCCGAGUCAGCUACUACAGCAACCGCUAAGCUCACCACGGUCCAUAGUGAGAACCAACAUCACUUCUCUCCAGCCCACCAUCACCAACCACAUUCCCCUUCCACGAGGAGAAGCAUCUUCAGCUGCUUCAACUGCUGCGUCAAAGCUUGAAGGAUUCUUCUCUAGCAAUGGAGCUGUUUUUAUAUAUUGACUUAUGUCAUUCCAAUGUGGAAAAUGUAAUGUGAUCAUGAGACUCAUAUAUGUUUGAAUCCAUUCCGAAUUUAUUACAAGAAAAAAAGAUUAGGCUAAAAA